Messenger RNA from Aspergillus alliaceus, 189 nucleotides. RefSeq lists its product as uncharacterized. NCBI's taxonomy places the organism in Eukaryota, Fungi, Ascomycota, Eurotiomycetes, Eurotiales, Aspergillaceae. Bases 1 to 189 code for a protein of 62 amino acids. The record is from RefSeq and is a predicted model, not a curated record. The transcript has 2 exons.
AUGCGGAUAGAAUGUGUCUCUCUACAAGCACAGAAACUAGGCUCCUUCGAUGGUGUUACAUGGGGCGAAGGAUCUAAAGACCCUGCAUUCCUUGAUGAUCACGAAGUCGAGGCUGAGGUCAUGGCAAUGGGCUUGAGCUUCAACGAUGUGGCCUGUGCUAUGGAAAUUGUUCCUGAAGAUUCACACUGA